Panicum virgatum (switchgrass) is the source of this 1881-nucleotide messenger RNA. RefSeq lists its product as uncharacterized. Gene Ontology annotation, cellular component: nucleus. The record is from RefSeq and is a predicted model, not a curated record. Gene Ontology annotation, biological process: abaxial cell fate specification; regulation of DNA-templated transcription. Gene Ontology annotation, molecular function: transcription cis-regulatory region binding. The transcript has 6 exons. The coding region runs from base 373 to 1623 and encodes 416 amino acids. NCBI's taxonomy places the organism in Eukaryota, Viridiplantae, Streptophyta, Magnoliopsida, Poales, Poaceae.
UACCUGGGAGGUUUGGACACUGCCAAUCCCAUCUUUCUCUCCAUCACCAUCCAUGUCUUUACAGUACUACACUAUAGUAGGGUAGCAUCAUCUUCUCUCUCUCUAGCUCCUAUACAUGUAACCUCUCCCUCUUCCCCUCUAUCUCUCCACACCAGUCGUCACACACGCUCGAUCAAACGCAAACCCCCAUACAAGAAUGAUAUGCCACUCAUGACCUAAUCACUCAAUUCCACUACCUCUCUCUCUCAGCUCCUUUAAUUUUCUUCCUCCUUAGCUUGCAACACCCAAGAACUUCGGCUCGAGCUCAUCGUUGGCUCGUUGCAACAAGAUUGCAGUUUCCCCAGCAUCAGGAGGACUCGCAGGGCGACGACGAUGGCAACUCCUGAUCUCUCCCUCCACAUCAGCCCUCCGUCGUCAGCAGAAGCCGGCGGCGAGAUGCAGGCCGUGGAGCCGAGGCUGCUGCUGCUGGGGCUAGAGCUCGACAUGGCUGCAGCGCCUCCGCCGGCGGUGAUGAAGACGGGCGACGCGGCUGCGCAGCGGCACGGCGGCCUCCAGCAGGUGCAGCAGCAGCAGCGCCGGCUGCACCAGCCGAGCCAGACGGCCCACGGGUUCAAGAAGAGCUCGGGCGGCGCCGGCGGAGGGAGGAGGAGCGCCAGGGCUCCGCGGAUGCGGUGGACCACCGCGCUGCACGCGCACUUCGUGCACGCCGUCGAGCUCCUUGGCGGCCAUGAGAGAGCAACACCAAAGUCAGUAUUGGAACUGAUGAACGUGAAGGAUCUUACACUAGCACAUGUCAAGAGCCACCUCCAGAUGUACAGGGCAGUGAAGGGCACAGACAGAUCAUGCUUUGCAGGCCAUGGGCAGGCCAGAGACAUGGCCUUUCUGAGAAGAGGUGCUGCUGGCGAAGUGGAUGGCUUUGAUGUUUUCAACAGCAACAGCUCGGUCAACACCGCCACUACCUUCAACAACGAUACUGCUAGGAGGUCACGGUCUCCAUCAGGAGAGCAGCAGCAGCGGCGGCGGCUGGAUCAUCAAGAAGCAGCAGUGGCCGCUUGCGCUUGGAUCCGCGCCCACCAGCGGCUCCAGAGCUGCGGCAGCGAUGAACUGACGCUGCAGCCACCGCCAUGCCGCCUGCGGCCUGCAGCUGAUCGCCUCUUGACGACGACGGAGGAGCAAUGCCAGCAGCAGCAGGGAUCAAAGGGAGGAGAACAAGAUCAUCUCGGAGAAGGAGGUGCCGUUGCUGUUCAUCAUCUCGCGGACGAGCAGGCUCGGGAGAAAUUACCAUCAUCCCCGCCACCACCCCAUGAUCAUCACCACGCCGGAAGCGGCCUCUUCCGAUGGCCGUCGCCGGCGAACAACACGAGCAGCAGCGGCGACGACACGGUCUCGAGCUCGGAGCGGCUCCAGCAGCGGCACUACUGCAGCGGCGGCGGCGGCGGCGGCAUGGGCGUCCGGCUUGCGGCCGUCGGACUGCCCGCCCCGCCGCCGCCGAGCCUGGAGAUGAGCCUGGGGAGGCAGGGGUGGCAGAUGGAGCAGCGCGUCGGCGACGAGUUCGAGUUCGAGUUCGAGUCGUCGUCGCCGCCGGCGGCGCCCAACGAGCUAACCAUGCUCAAGUGCUUGUGAAAUUGUUUAAUUAUUUGUUGUUAAUUAUUAACUGCUUAAAGCCUAAUUUGCAGUCAAGACUGUUAGCCAUGCCGAUGAAAUCCAUGUCCGACGAGCUAACCUUAUCUUCGCCGUCUUUUUUUUGUUUGUUUGUUUCUUCCCUUUCCCCGCUGAGAUGAUCGUCGUUGUCUGUGUCACGUUCCAAACCAUAUGUAACCACAAUAACGAACAUGGGACAAUAUCAGUUUAAUAUCUGAUAUGGGAGGCCCGUUCUCACAA